Sphaerodactylus townsendi is the source of this 2066-nucleotide messenger RNA. It is a transcript of the gene FOXR1, whose product is annotated as forkhead box R1. Gene Ontology annotation, biological process: regulation of DNA-templated transcription. Gene Ontology annotation, cellular component: nucleus. The record is from RefSeq and is a predicted model, not a curated record. The coding region runs from base 566 to 2053 and encodes 495 amino acids. NCBI's taxonomy places the organism in Eukaryota, Metazoa, Chordata, Lepidosauria, Squamata, Sphaerodactylidae. The transcript has 4 exons. Gene Ontology annotation, molecular function: sequence-specific double-stranded DNA binding; DNA-binding transcription factor activity.
AUUAUGUCGCCUCUCCAGCAGCAGCAAGGUGUAAUGGGCUUCAGAGUUCCCAGGAAAGUGGGGGAUGUGUCUUUCCUCGGACUCAGAAACUCUGGGGGCCCCUCCCCCACUCCUUCAAAUUACCUGCAUUUACUGCCCAGAAAGAAAUGGCACCUGGAGGCAGUUCUGACAGGCCUCGCUGCCAAGCCCAGGAAAAAGCUGCCUCUUCUUGGUGGAACCACCUCCACGUGUUCUCUGGGACCUGCACGAAUAGGCACCCAGUCACACCCAUCAUGCCCAGGGGCCAGGCAGGGCGGAGGCCUCCUCCGGCCGAGAGAAGAGCCCAGGUCCCCCUGCCCUGGUGGGUCUCACCCUGCAGAGGCGCCCAGGCCAGGCCACCAUCACAUCCAGCCACCAUCACAUCCAGCCUGGAGGUCGGCGCUCUGGUCCAAAGCUGCGGACUCGCCAUUUAGAUGUCGGCGCCUUUCACCCGGCUGUCCCCGCUGUCUUUCCUGGUGCGACAUGUGCCAGCAGUGGCGCCCCCCGCCCCGCCCCGCCCCGCCCCGCAGAGGCCUCUGGGGUUGACAUGCCGCAGUCCGGACAUGGCCACACGGCCCCCCCCCCCCCCCCGCGGCCAGGAGAGGCAAGCGGCAUCCGCUACCAGAGCAACCCUCCGGGGCGACGGGACCCCGGCUGGCCUCGGCCUUCUCAAGGCGCCCAGGAGCCGCGCCGGGCAGGUCGCUUCCCGGGGCCCUCGGGGCAGGAGGAAGCCCCCACCCCACCUCCGGCCAGGGCAGAACAGAGCAGGGGGCAGGCCCUGCCUCCGCCGGCCCUUAUAGGCGCGAGGCCGGCAGGACAAGGUCCCUGCCCCGCGGAGCUUGCGCGCGGCGGCCCGAUGGAUCUGCGCCUGCGGAAUGCGGCCUUUUGGGCCAGCCUGCCUCGACGGCGCGGCCCUGUCUCGGGGCCGACCGGCGAGCGCUCGCCUGAAGGUAGGGCACCUGGGGUACCGGCGGGGCCUGUGCGGAGUGCGAGAAGCCCCUGGGGCCGAGGCGGCUCUCCCAGCCCUCUGGGCGGCCCCGACCCAGCCCCCCGGCCCGUGGUCGACGAGCUUCUCUGCCGUCCCCUCCGCAGAGGCCGAGACCCAGCCGCACCUGUGGAGGUGGGUGGAUCCCAACCGGGUCUGUCCCAUCGCCGGACGCCCGGGCCCCGCCGCCUGCCGUCGGGAGGAAGCGCUCUCGUCGCUCGGCCGAGGAGCCCAGGUGCCGCCGGCGGAGGAGACGACCUGCCUGGCGGGAACCCCCCGGCCGUUGGGCCGCAGACGAAGGGGCCUGGUCCGUUGGCGGGGCCGGAGGCAGAAGAGGGCGGCGGGCGGCUGGCCUCCCCCGCCGCUCCACUACAGCCUCCUCAUCAGCCUGGCCCUGAGCCGCGGCGCACACGGCAGCCUGGCCGUGCGGCAGAUCUACCAGUUCGUGCGGCACCACUUCCCGUUCUUCCGCACGGCUCCGGGGGGCUGGAAGAACACCGUCCGCCACAACCUGUGCUUCAGCAGCAGCUUCCAGAAGACCGCAGAGUUUGUGUGCCUGGAAGGGAACCGCAAGUCCCGCCUGUGGCAGCUGACCCCCGAGGGGCGCCACAAGCUCCGGGCAGAGCUGCAGGCCCUGUCGGAGGCCCAGGUGGGGCUGCUGCGUCAGAGCACGGACCGGCCAGAACUGGUGAAGUCUCUCUUUGGGCUUUGACCCAGCCUGUGAACGUGUGGAGAAUACCACCUUUGCCUGGCUGCACUGAUGUCCUCACCAGCGAUGACAGGAAGGAGGGUCUCUGCUGCACGGAGCUGCCGAGCCCGCCCCGGCUUCCUCCAGAAGGGCAGAGGGUUGUUUCCCAAGUGAGAAUGUUUGUGCCCACAAGGCCCCCAUAUGGCUGCUGCCUUUCUGCCCAUGCAGUCCUCUGGUCUUCUAUGGUAGGAGGAGGAAUGGCAGGGCAGAGGGCAGGCGGUUUCUGCCAUUUGUGGUCCCUGCAGGGAGGCAGGGAAUGGGGGUGGGGUGGCCUUGUUUUAUUUGGGGGUACUUUGAAGUAAAAAUGUGCAGUGA